Lates calcarifer (barramundi perch) is the source of this 976-nucleotide messenger RNA. RefSeq names its product complement C1q-like protein 4. The transcript is spliced from 2 exons. Gene Ontology annotation, molecular function: protein binding. The record is from RefSeq and is a predicted model, not a curated record. The coding region runs from base 20 to 553 and encodes 177 amino acids. NCBI's taxonomy places the organism in Eukaryota, Metazoa, Chordata, Actinopteri, Centropomidae.
UUCCUGUAGCUGCUGCCUGAUGCUGCGAGAGGUGGACAAGCUGGCGAUGCUUUUCAACGACAGCCUGAACAAGCUUGAGAGGGAGUACAUGCUAACGUAUCAAAGCUUCAAAAAAACUGAAGCCAGCCGCUCUGCCUUCUCCGUCGCCUUGUUCAAUGGCAAUGCCUUCAAAUGCAGCAGCCGCUCCACCGUCAACAAAGUCAUUGUCUAUAAAAAAGUGUUCUUCAACCUGGGCAACAACUACAACGUGACAACGGGCGCCUUCACCGCUCCCCGCUCUGGCAUCUACAGCUUCGCCGUCACCAUUUACAGCGACGCCGGUUCCCCUCAAAACACCUUGGCCGCCUGUGCCCAGCUGCAGGUUAACGGCAGGACGGUGGCCGGGUCCAGUGAGCAAAACAACCAUGACCAAGAGGAUAGCUCCACGAUCGUCUUGGCCCUGCAGCUGAACGUUGGGGACCGGGUGGACAUCAACCUGCCCCCAGGCUGUUUCCUCUGCGACGACAGCCACUACAACACCUUCAGCGGCUUUCUGCUUUAUCCUACCGAAUAAAUUAGGGAGGUGCUGCACACUGCAUGUAAGGUUAGCUUCUGCUAGAUUAAAACUUUCUGUCAGUGCCCCUAAUCUCAUCUCAAUCUGCUCUUUUUGAGGGAAGCCACGUCCUUAAAUCCAUCACAUCUGGAGUCAGCCCAUGCGAUUUGAAAGUUUACGUAACCUGAAAGCAUGAGCAUCGUUUUUUUCUCGCUGAACUGAACACACUAAAACACCCAAUAAAUCAGAAUUUUAAACAAAGCAGUUGGUGUUAUAGUAGAUUUUGUUUCAACUGAAAAGAUAUGUGAUGUCUACAUUGAUGAAAUUGUUGACAAAAUUAAAGUAUUGAAAUGUUACCCUUACUUUGCUCUCUCUGUUUUUUGAUAUAGUUUUAAGAUUUGAUAUGAAAUUUUAAUUGUAGUUAAGAACACUAUGGACAUUUCA